Molecule: messenger RNA, 918 nt
Organism: Rubroshorea leprosula
Lineage: Eukaryota; Viridiplantae; Streptophyta; Magnoliopsida; Malvales; Dipterocarpaceae
Source: the annotation of a GenBank genome assembly
AUACUCCGAAUAUCUGAUCAUGGCUAAACUUACCUUCGACGAUUACCUCAUCGCCUAUGCUGCUGUGCUAAGCCAGCUUGACGCCACUUUCCUUGUCGUCCAGCGUGGCAACUGGGGGAGAAAAUUUUCUGGGGCGUCCCAAUGCAUGAUUAUUGCAGGAAUCACCAUCAUCUUUCUCAUUAUUCUGUAUUUUAUUCUGAGAAGCAGACCGUAGGGACAAGUCGGGUAUCAGUUGCACUCCGUUUUCAAGAUGAUUACUUCUGCUUCUGCUAUAACGUUGUGUGUCCUGAUCAAUCAGGGUUUCGAAGAGCAUACAAUUGAGAAGCUAUGGGUUUGUGCGUCCGUUUGCAUUUGUGCUUACUGUCUCAUCGAGCUCAUCCGGACAGCCAAGCCAUCGGGUAUGAUUCUGUUUAUGUUUCUGUUGUCUUCUGCCAUCGAUAAGACCGAAGGGCAUCAAUAUUGGAGGAUUGUUUUUAGUGUUCUGUUGGUUGCAACGCUUCUCUCGGUGUCAUUCGGACAGGCCAACCUAAGGAGGGAGGCUGUAACUGCACCAAACCAGAAGUCCUUCUUCAGUCCGUAUCUGCACUCUGGAUUGACCUGCAAAGCCCCGAGGUGGAUCCUCGAGAUAGACACUCCGAUGCUUAAGUCAGCAAUAAUCGGGGCUACCUUUAGAGCGGAGAAACAAGGAGCUUAGGGUUGGUUUCAAUUACCUUUUCGUCAUGGCCCUUGGGGGGUAUUUAUAGGUUUCAAUUAGGAACCCACAUGGCAUGCCAAGCAAGAUAUCCGGGAUCUGAUGUGUAUCUCCAGACGGCAAGAUAUUCGGGAUCUGAUGUGUAUCUCCAAACGAUUAAUUUGGGACCGAGAAUUUGAGAGAUAUUUAGAUGCACGGAUGUCCAUUUAUAAAGGAUCAGAUACAGA